Molecule: messenger RNA, 2164 nt
Organism: Mus musculus (house mouse)
Lineage: Eukaryota; Metazoa; Chordata; Mammalia; Rodentia; Muridae
Gene: Gml
Product: glycosylphosphatidylinositol anchored molecule like
Exons: 4
Coding region: 1465-1995 (176 amino acids)
Source: RefSeq, a predicted model, not a curated record
UAGUCACUCAAUCUCUGAUAGCACCUCUCAGCUGCUGGCCCCACUGGGCUCAUCUGUACUCACAGGAACGUUCUAGAAGGCCCUUCCUGAGGAAGAUGGGCAACAUCCUCCUUCUGGAGACCAUCCUGAUGAUUGUCCCCCAUACAGGGCCUCUCUCUACCUACCCUCCUUCCUUCAGGCUUCAAGCUCUGGAGAAGGAUUCUCCUCACUCACGACUCUGACCAUCACUCUGAGUGAUUCACCCAAUACUGAAAGUUCUCACCAGGCAUUCCUCCUGCAGGGCUCUCAAUCUAGAUUGUUGCCACCCUUCAUGCCCUGCACUCUCUUGGUGCUCCUUCCUCAGGGCCUCAUCUUGAUACCUCUGCUGUAAGGCUACCUUCUAUUGGACCUCUGCUCCUAGGUUCUGACCACCUCUGACCAUUUCCUGGUGCCCUUUCCUCGGGCCUCUGAACACAGUGCUGCCUCUCUCUCUCUCUUUCUCUCUCUCUCUCUCUUUCUCUCUCCCUUCCCCCCUCUCUUUCUCCCUCUCUCCCCACCCUGCCCUACCUCAGACCUCUAAACCUCUUUUGGAGCCCUUACUGUAGGGCUCCAACUCUUUUUGAUGCCCCUUGAGUACCUAAAACCUUUUCUGGAGCUCCUCCCUUGGGGAUCCAACUUUCUUGGUGCCUCUUCCUUAGUGCUCCCCUGAUCUCUCUUGCUGCCCCCCUCAAGGCUCCAUCCCUCUCUUUGAUACCCCUCCUUCAAGGUAACUAGCUCCCUACCCUCAAGGUUCACAUUCUUCUUUUUCAACCUUGCCUAUGGGCUCCGACCUUCUUUCCCUGGCGUUUCUUUUGAGACUUUCCCUUAAGACAUCUCUCGGUAUACCUACCUCAGGGUUCUAACUGUAUCUUGGGGCCUGCCUUUGUGUCCCUUCAGAGUUUUAACUCGCUUAGUGUACUUCCCUUGGGGUUCUGAGCCUCUCUGUAACCCGUCAGGCUCCAACGGUCUUUUAGUGCACUUCCGGCAGAGGCUCUGACUCGGUCUUGGUUCCCUUCUUCCAGGUUCCGAGCCCGCCGCAUGGUGUUCUUCCCUCAAGUAUUCCCAACCUUUCAUCAGUGUUCCGGCCUUUUCUCAGGGUUCCGGGCCGUUUCUUCUUCCCUCAAGGUUUCCCAACCUCUCUUCAGUGUUCCGGCCUUUUCUCAGGGUUCCGGGCCCUUUCUUGGGAAACCUUUGAGGGAAGAACACCAUGCGGCGGGCUCGGAACCUGGAAGAAGGGAACCAAGACGGAGUCAGAGCCUCUGCAGGAAGUGCACUAAAAGACCGUUGGAGCCUGACGGGUUACAGAGAAGCUCAGAACCCCAAAGGAAGUACACUAAGCGAGUUAAAACUCUGAAGGAGAGGUGCCAAAGGAACACAAAGGCAGGCCCCAAGAUACAGUUAGAACCCUGAGGUCUCUUCACUUUCAGGUUCAACGAUCUGUUGGAAAUGAUGCUCCCCUUCUUCUUGUCAAUUCUCAUGGGUCUCCCAUGGGUGGAUACCUCUAUCAACAAUACCAGUGGAUUGGUAUUCGACAACACUACUGGUGGCUUGGACAAUGCCAUUGAGCCUAGAUGGACUCCUCAGAUGAGAUGCCAUUCAUGCCAGGAGCAUAACACCUUCUAUUGUCCACAUAUCCACUAUUGUGACAUGGAUAUCAGACGCUGUUUGACAGUUGCCAUACGUGUGAACCUUCGGCUGCUCUAUGUCUACAAGCACUGCACCAAGGACUGCACAUUUAUUUAUAGAAGGCAUGUGCCUCCAGAACUCCCUAGGGUGCUUAAAGAUGUCAAGAGCUUCUACUUUGUCUUGUGCUGUGGGAGUGUCGUUUGCAAUGAGGGAGGACCCAGAAAUAUGGAGAGGGACUUGUUAGGUGAAACUUCCAUAGAGGAAGAGGUAAUUGCUAGAGCUGUGAGUCUGGGGUGGGUCAACCUUCUCCUUUGUCUUGCCUUGAUCCUCUCCAGCAUCAUACUGACCUGAUAACCCCCCUCUGGGUGUACUCAUCUUCCCACAGUUGAAAGCACCUAUGUACUUUGUUGCUUCCUUGUGAAGCAGAGACAGUGUCAAGAGCACCUUUUGGGCCCAUUCAUCAUUUCUUGUAGGAAAGAAAUAAAGGCAUCGUUUGUCAAAAAUGCCCUUGGCCAUUGUU